UGAUCUGCUCAUAUCUUGUAUCGAGGAAGCGGACGAAGCGGUUGCAGUCGCAAGUGAUGAUCAGUUAGAGUUGGACAGAAGUUGAGAUUGAUUUCAGCACAAGACAUCAAAGUAUUUUUUAAAUUUUGACCACACACUCGCGAUUUUGAGGAAAGAAAAUGGCUGAGCCUGCAUAUCUGGAGCCAAUCAUGUCAGCAGACGAAGAGGAAAAUUACUCCUCAGCCUCAGAAUCCUCCUCAGACUUGGAAGGUGAGAUUUCUGGCAUUGCCUCUCUAAUUCCCUCGGUUGAGGCUGGCCAGGUUGAACAAGAGGGAGCCGGUGCAGCAGUCGACAAUUUGGCUCCGACAGAGGCCCAGCAGCCCGUCCAUCAAGCUGCUGAGGCCCCUGUGCCUGUGGCCACCGUCAGGGCAAUGAGGGGUGCCACCAUCAAGAAGCCAGCCACAGCCGUGCAGCCCCAAAUGCAGCAACCUGCAAAGGCGCCUGCCAAGACUAGAGCCAGGGUGCCUAAGAAAGCUGCUGGCAAGGAGAACCUUGGCCAGGGCGAGAUGGUCGCUGCCGUUGAGGCGGCCACCAAGAAGAUGGCUUCUGUUGCUGUCAAGGAGAAAAAGACCAAGACCAAUACAAUGACCAAUGCUGCUGCCCCUACUCAGAAAACUCGCUUGGCUUCUUCGGCUUCCACUGCGAGCAAGACUGGACAGGUUGCUGGGCCCUCCUCAGCCACCAAAGAGACUGUGAUGACCUGCUACCGGUGCAACAUCACCUUAAAGGGGCCUGACGCUGCUAAGGACAUGGACAAGCACCUGAAGGAGUGCGGACUCAUUGUCUGUGUUUUAUGCAACAACAAAUUCAAGUCCAUCAAGAACCUGCAGAUCCACCAGCUAAAAUUCCACGCUGAGAAAAAAACAGGAUAAAAAAAAUGAGAAUUGAAAAAUAGCAGAAGAAUUGAAGGUUGAUUUCAGAAAAGAAGUUUAAUCAGUGAUGCAAAAUAAUUUACUAUUCUAAAUGCUCUAAAUAUUGCGCACUGCGCAUUAAAAACGUUUUCUAAUUUCUUUUACAAGUAAAUAAUUAUUAUUAAUUGCAUUUCUUUAUAGAUAAAAUCAAAUUAUGCAGAGAAAUUAAUUAUUAUUGAAACUUUUCAAAGUCAAAUAUAUGCAAAUGCAUGAGCUUAAGUGUUGAUUUAUGCAGAAAUAAUUAUAAAAUAACUUGCAAAAUAAAGUAUCUAUUUUUAUGUAAGUAAUUAUUGAUGUUAGUUGUGAGCCUCAUUAAAUAAUUUUUAAAAGUAAAUAAAUAACAUAUAAAUUAAAAGUAAAUUCUCUUAUGAGUGGAUUAAUCCUUUUUCUAUAUGAUUAGCCACACUAAAAAUAA
Messenger RNA from Neocloeon triangulifer, 1365 nucleotides. RefSeq lists its product as uncharacterized. The coding region runs from base 159 to 911 and encodes 250 amino acids. The transcript is spliced from 3 exons. Lineage: Eukaryota; Metazoa; Arthropoda; Insecta; Ephemeroptera; Baetidae. The record is from RefSeq and is a predicted model, not a curated record.